Messenger RNA from Scophthalmus maximus (turbot), 2282 nucleotides. It is a transcript of the gene cnot9, whose product is annotated as CCR4-NOT transcription complex subunit 9. Lineage: Eukaryota; Metazoa; Chordata; Actinopteri; Pleuronectiformes; Scophthalmidae. The transcript is spliced from 7 exons. The record is from RefSeq and is a predicted model, not a curated record. Bases 364 to 1383 code for a protein of 339 amino acids. Gene Ontology annotation, biological process: negative regulation of translation; mRNA catabolic process. Gene Ontology annotation, cellular component: P-body; CCR4-NOT complex; CCR4-NOT core complex.
AUCUCGCGAUAUUUUGAGAGUUUGUAUUAUCGUUUCCACCAUUGCCCCAAAAAAUAGAAAUCGUUUCUGCAUUUUGUUAUUCGAUUAAUAGCUUUCAAUCUGACCUCGACUCGCGGAAGCGACGACGUUGAGGUUUUAUCCUGCUAUCACAAUGAAGAUAUGUUGCCUGCAGUUUUGAUGUACGCUCUUUACGGCGUCCUUUUGACACGACUUUUAACAGCUAACUCGGGCUAGCUGUCCGUGCUGUGUGUUAGCCACGCGAACUUUGUUCCAUUGCCUCCUUAUUAAGUUUGACGCUACGCCACACUUCAGGUAAUAAAGUCGUUUCAACUACGUAUUUAGGACGACUGAGGGGUUCCGACAAUGCUGGCGACUGGAGCAGCUGUGACUAAUGUCACUGCCCUGGCCCAGGUGGACCGGGAGAAGAUCUACCAGUGGAUCAAUGAGCUGUCCAGCCCCGAAACCAGAGAAAACGCCUUGUUGGAACUGAGCAAGAAGCGUGAAUCUGUGCCAGACCUUGCUCCAAUGCUCUGGCACUCCUGUGGAACCAUUGCUGCUCUGUUGCAGGAGAUAGUGAACAUCUAUCCAUCGAUAAAUCCACCCACACUUACAGCUCACCAGUCUAACAGAGUGUGUAACGCCCUGGCACUUCUGCAGUGUGUCGCCUCGCAUCCUGAGACACGGUCGGCUUUUCUUGCGGCCCACAUCCCUCUUUUCCUUUACCCCUUUCUGCACACUGUGAGCAAAACACGGCCAUUUGAGUACCUGCGACUCACCAGCCUCGGUGUCAUAGGUAAACUGCACUGCUGCUUUAUUUGCUUUAUUGACUUUUCAAUUCUUAAAUGGGCAUUGUUCACACACACCGGUGUCUCCAUGAGUCUCAACAAGAUGUCUUUUUGUAUUUCUUUUGCAGGUGCCUUGGUCAAAACAGAUGAACAAGAAGUGAUUAACUUCCUCCUCACCACUGAAAUCAUCCCGCUGUGUCUCCGGAUCAUGGAGUCAGGCAGUGAACUAUCCAAGACGGUUGCUACUUUCAUCCUGCAGAAGAUUCUCCUGGAUGACACAGGGCUGGCCUACAUAUGCCAGACUUAUGAACGUUUCUCCCAUGUGGCCAUGAUCCUUGGCAAAAUGGUGCUGCAGCUCUCGAAAGAACCGUCAGCACGUCUGCUGAAGCAUGUUGUUCGCUGUUACCUUCGCCUCUCAGAUAAUCUCAGAGCCAGAGAAGCACUGCGUCAGUGUUUGCCAGACCAGCUGAAGGACAGCACCUUUGCCCAGGUGCUGAAAGACGACACCACCACUAAGCGCUGGCUUGCACAGCUGGUGAAGAACCUGCAGGAGGGUCAAGUCACUGAUGCCAGAGGCAUCCCCCUUGCUCCACAGUGAUGGGGACAACGUGUGCGCUGCCAGUGGACACAGAAGGACAGAGCACAAAAGUCUCUCGGUCUAGAUUUUGUGUUCGGCCAAAUGUGGUGCUAUAACACUGUCUGCAAACUAAAGGGACUAUAAUAAUAGAAGGAAGAUAUUUUGCUGUUGGGUGGAUUAAUAUCUACAAAUUUGUGUGUCAUCACCGCCACUUGAGGCUACUGUCACGACUGAAAACCUUUUUUUAAGAGCCAGGCAGAUAGUAGAUAGAUCCAUUAAAUAGAUUUUCAAAGAUAUCAGUAAUAAAAUUGAUAAUGGCAUAUAUUUGUGUUUGACAUAAAAAGAUUUGGCAAGUGCCCUCAAAGAUUGGUUGGUUAAAAUGUUGUGAUAAAGAUAUGUCUUUGUGGGACAUCUCACACUUCUUGUGACUUCAAAUCUUCAUUAUCAAAACUACCAGUAGUUUCUGAACUGUAAAACGUGAAAUAUGAAAAUGUACAUUAAAACAAAGCCUGUAAAACAUCUAUUGCUGCAGUUAAAUGCACUAAUUAUCUGCAUGUCUGUCAACAUUCAGGUCAAUGCUAGUAUGGCUACAUUGGUGAGAAGCCAGUAUCUUUGGUUAAGUCAAUCCUUCUAAAAUAUCACCCAACUUUGCUCAUGUCACUUGAUGUACCAUUCCACUUCACAGUAUGAACUGUUUUUUCUGUGCAAAUUUCAAAUCAGACUUUUUAAUCUUCCAGGUGACUGGUUGUUUCUCUUAUUUUCAAGCCUCUGUUGAAAUAUAUAAUUUCUAGGAGUUUUACUAAUACAGUGGAUGUGUUUCUCUAUACUUUGUCAUAACUGGUAUUCUGUUUGGUGGCCCAGUAAGCAAUCUCAAAAACUGGUCUUGUUUUUUCAUAUAUAAAAUGUUUUCCACUUUCCAA